AUGUGGAUCACGCGCGGAAUCUCGCUCAUCAAUUUUGGGGUUGCCUCUUCGGCACUGGCAUUCCAAGUCUUCGUUUUAUACCCAUGGCACCAUCAACUAGACGACGAGUUCAAAUCCCUGAAAAAGGAACACUACCGAGUACUGCACGAGAUCAACCUACACAAAACCUUGCGAGAACAAAGUGCGAAUUAA
This is a messenger RNA of Penicillium coprophilum, 192 nucleotides long. RefSeq lists its product as uncharacterized. Bases 1 to 192 code for a protein of 63 amino acids. The transcript has a single exon. The record is from RefSeq and is a predicted model, not a curated record. NCBI's taxonomy places the organism in Eukaryota, Fungi, Ascomycota, Eurotiomycetes, Eurotiales, Aspergillaceae.